Messenger RNA from Chlamydomonas reinhardtii, 3460 nucleotides. RefSeq lists its product as uncharacterized. The transcript has 15 exons. The record is from RefSeq and is a predicted model, not a curated record. Gene Ontology annotation, cellular component: membrane. Bases 332 to 3301 code for a protein of 989 amino acids. Lineage: Eukaryota; Viridiplantae; Chlorophyta; Chlorophyceae; Chlamydomonadales; Chlamydomonadaceae.
GAUUUGAAGGCAAAUAUGCAUCGCUGUCUUUGGAGUAGGACUAUUAAUGCUGAGCACCGGCGAGCUUGCUAAAUUAGCAGAACAAACAGGAAGCAGCCCGGCAUUGCUCGGUCCUAUGCUUGUACAUAAACAUGCGCCCAGCACAUCUCAGUGACCUUUGAUUAAACAAUUAGACGGCUGUCUGCUGGUUUUCAUGGAACCGUCUCAUCGGCGCUUCGGCACAGCGCUUAUCCUGCUGCUGUCCUUAACAUCCAGCUUCAGCAUACACUCAUCUGCUGCGGAAAGCGUGGCACAGUCGCCAUGUGUCGCUGUGGGCGCUCCCGACGGUGACAUGGUGGGAUGCUAUGUGAACGCAAACUACCUAUUUGCGGCGCUCCCUGCGCCGGCAGCCGACAGCUCGAAAGUGAUUGCACGCGUACUAGCCCAAGAGUGUCUGCGGCGGGGCAGAGGCAGCCAACCGUGUCCCAUCGACUUCUUCCAGGGCUCUCUGCCAGUUCCAGCAGACCUGCUGCGCAACACUCUGGUGUGCCGCGGCUCGCUGCUAGACAAGCUUCUCACCUGCGCCGACCUGGCGGGACCCGACCGCCCCUCUGGCGGCGCGGACGCCUGCAUGGCUGCGCCCGGCUGCGUGUGGACCACCCGCUCUUCCGUGGAGCCCAUCCCCGAGUACCUGGACCUGAUAGAGGGCGGAGGCGCCAACCUGCGGGUCAACACCAGCACUCCCGGGCUCAACACCACAGCCGGCAAUGCCACCUACCUCUAUGACGCGGUGUUCGACGCGGACAACAUGGCUAGCAUCCUGCAGGGCCUCAUGCACUACCUCACAGGUGCGCCGUGGCCCUCCUACCAGGACACCGCACCCACCACCCUUUGCACAGCUAGGUGGGCUACUGACAGGGACCGUCUGGCACAGGUGUACAAGCAGUACUACAAGCAGACCGACAUGACCCUGGACGGCAGCGACACGGACGAGGAGUGGGCGCUCAAGUUCUUUGGCUCACCCAGCGCUGCGUACGUCUUUGGCACAUGUGCAGCCUCCAGAACCUUCCUGUCCGCGGCCCUAAAGUGUCACACCUCCACAUCCAACAAGGACGCCUGCACCGCGCAGCCCUAUUGCGACUACGUCCGCGUCGACCCGACCUACCAGACCUGCGAGCUGGGCCGGUUGGAACCUCUGGUGUCCAGGGACGCUGCCAUCUUCACCAGCGACCCGUGGGGCGCCGCGCUGGCCUCCCUGACCGCCAAGUGCAUGCCGCUGCUGGACUCCAACACGGGCCGGCGCUACGGCUCCCGUGACUGCCGCGAGUACCGGCAGUCGCCGGAGGGCCGGCAGGGGCUGACGGCGCAAUUUGACGCGGUGACGCAGCUGCAGGCGCCCGGCGCGCCGCUCAACCCGGCAAACCUGCGGCCGUCAUUCUACGUAGCGCCGGACACCACACCAGACCCCGCAGACCAGACCGCAUCAGGUGCAGCCAAGACAGUGCGGCUGGUUGGCGGCACUAGCGCAAGCAACGGGCGCGUAGAGAUCUUACACAAUGGCGUGUGGGGCACUGUGUGUGAUGACAGCUUUGACGUAUGGCAAGCAACCGUCGUUUGCCGACAGCUCGGCCUGGGCGUCUACGGCACUCCCUACACACACGGCGGCGGCAGCGGCACCAUCUGGCUGGACGAGGUGUACUGCCCCAGCUACGUCACCCGCCUGGAGGACUGCUCCUCGGGUGGUUGGGCCGUCCAUGACUGCUCCCAUUCGGAGGACGUGGGCGUGAGCUGCACCUCCUUCAGGCCAGUGCGUCUUGUCGGCGGCACCAGAUUGGACAACGGCCGAGUGGAGAUCUUCAACGAGAACCAGUGGGGCACUGUGUGCGAUGACUAUUUCGGCCCCAACGAGGCAGAUGCUGUGUGUCGCCAGCUGGGCUACAUGGUCGGCGUCUACUACACUCAUGGCAGUGCUGAUAUCAACGUACCAAUUUGGAUGGACGACGUGAAAUGCCCCGCCUCGGCCAGCCGCCUGGAGGACUGCUCGUUCCUGGGCUGGCGCGUCAACAACUGCGGCCAUCGCGAAGACGUGGGCGUCGUUUGCUACGGGCAGCUCCCUAGUCCUUCGCCUGCGCCUCCUUCACGCCCGCCUCGGCCCCCCAAGCGGCCGCCGCCACCCAGGCCCCGGCUGUCACCACCCCCGGUGCCGCGACCCAGCCCUGCAUUCGAGACGUCACUCUCCGGCCCCGCCGGCUUCUCGCUCCUGGCCGUGCGCUACACUCCCCGCGCCAGCAACACGCCACCUCGAUGGAGCAGCUUCGACGUCGCGGCCCUGGCGCCAGGCACGGGGAUGCUCGCCUACGUGUGGGCGCACGUGCCCGCGCCCGACCCCGCCGGCCCACCCCGUGCUCCUGACUACCCGGCGUGCCUGCCCGACCAGGGUUGGGACGAUGCCGCCGCAGACCUGGCGUGCCGGCUCACGGGCUUUGCCUCCGGCCGCGUCGCGCUGACUGGUCCCGAGUCGCAGUACCCGGCGGUGGGGCUGGUGAGUGUGCCCACCAUGGUCAUGAACGUCAAGUGCCCGCUCAACCGGGCCACCCGCCGGUCCGAGCUGCAGGACUGCACUGCCAGCCUGCGGCGACAGGCCACGGGCAUGUGCACUUCCAUGCUUGCGGCCCUGUGCACCACCGCCCGGGUUAUAAGCCCCAGCCCGCCCCCCAGCCCGCGCUCAAGUCCCAGUCCGGGCCGCAGCCCCAGCCCGGCCGCACGGCCAAGCCCGAAGCCACCUCCCGCCACCUCCAGCCCUGGGGUCCGGCGGCCACCCUCGCCACGCCCACCUCCGCCACCGGAAGACUUACUGUCGCCGCCGGAUGCUCCCGACAUCCCACCGCCACCAUCCCCGUCACCUCCGAAGCGUCCUUCACCGCGGCCUUCCCCGUCAGGCUCGCAGCAGGGCGGCUCUGGCAGCAGCACGGGGCUGACGCUGCGGCUGGUGAGACCGGACGGCGCCUCAUCGACCUCCAAGUCAGGCCGCCUGGAGGUCCUGAACAGCGGAGAAUGGGGGACCAUAUGUUCUGACGGCUUCACUAACGCCGCGGCCACGCUCGCAUGCCGGGCGCUGGGGCUGGGCAUCUCGGGCCGCACCAUUCCUGAGUACACGUCUUUCUACGAUGCCGGCACAGGCCCCAUCUGGCUGGCCAACGUGGACUGCUCGGCCGUGUCCCUGAUCGACCCCAGCGCCAGCCUGGCGGACUGCGCCCAUGACGACUGGGGCGUGACGCCCGACUGCACGCAUGACCAGGACGUGGGGGUGAAGUGCACUUGAUGCUUGUUAGUUUCUGUGCGAAAAAGGUGUUACCUGCUAUGAGGUGGACUGGAACUGGGUAGCCACUGCAAAUGAUAUGGAAGACCAAGUCAGGCCAAAUCGAUAUACCAAUACCCGUCUCCAUGAACUCACUUAACAAUGGUGUAAUCCUGAAAGUGU